AUGGCACGGGGUUUGCAAUACAUCCACGAACAGAAAUACCAGCACGGGGAUGUGAAAUCACCGAAUAUGGUCAUUACAUUAGACGACUCGCUGAAGAUCUGUGACUUCGGCACCGCCAGGCACUGGGAGGUCACAGUCAGUACAAAUAGUCACAGGGGAUCAUGGGCUUGGAUGGCACCAGAGGCCAUUGGCAAUCCUGAAACAAAUGCAAAACCUAAAGUGACACCCAAGUCCGAUGUUUUCUCUUUCGCUGUUGUUGUUUGGGAGCUUCUCACUGGCAAGGAACCAUUUCCUGGGAAAUAUCCACUGGAUAUGCUCAAAGCCGUCGUAAUCGAACGAAGACGCCCGGAAAUCCCCACAGAAUGCUCCGAGCCCCUGCGUGACCUGCUUACGGAAUGCUGGGAUCAUGACCACACAAAGCGGCCCAGUAUGGAUGAGAUUUUGAGCCGCCCUGAACCAGUACCGGUACUGAAACACAUUGCACUUUACGAUUAUGCGGCACAAGCAAAAGAUGAGUUGAGCUUUCAGGAAGGAGAAACGCUAGAUGUUAUUAGAAAUAACACGGGUACUGGCUGGUGGUUUGCAAGGUCAACUAAGACUGGUCAAGAAGGCUAUGUCCCUUCCAGCUACAUCAGACGUGCAAGAGAUAUUGAUACAGAAAAGUAA
Messenger RNA from Patiria miniata (bat star), 666 nucleotides. Its product is annotated as serine/threonine-protein kinase STY13-like. Gene Ontology annotation, biological process: protein phosphorylation. The transcript has 3 exons. The coding region runs from base 1 to 666 and encodes 221 amino acids. The record is from RefSeq and is a predicted model, not a curated record. Lineage: Eukaryota; Metazoa; Echinodermata; Asteroidea; Valvatida; Asterinidae. Gene Ontology annotation, molecular function: ATP binding; protein binding; protein kinase activity.